Molecule: messenger RNA, 864 nt
Organism: Gloeophyllum trabeum ATCC 11539
Lineage: Eukaryota; Fungi; Basidiomycota; Agaricomycetes; Gloeophyllales; Gloeophyllaceae
Product: alpha/beta-hydrolase
Exons: 11
Coding region: 1-864 (287 amino acids)
Biological process (GO): lipid metabolic process
Source: RefSeq, a predicted model, not a curated record
AUGCUGGUCAUCUGGUUUCUCUCCAUCUGCUAUGCAUUCCUUGCGGUCGCACACCCUCUGCCCCACCCGCGGAGUUUAGAGAAGAGGGCCAUCUCGGAAGCCUUAUACGACGACUUGUUUUUCUACUUCAAGUAUGCGUCGUCUGCGUAUGAUUUGACCUGUGCCAACCCUAAUGGCAACACUCUGGUUGAGGAGUUCUCUGACUCGACGACCGACACGCAAGGCUUUAUAGCGAGAGACGAUACUCGCAAAGAAGUUGUAGUGUCCCUACGUGGAAGUACCUCCGUGGAAGAUUUUGUCACGGACGCCGAGAUUAUCCUCGAGACGUACACGUCCCCCGGCGUGUCCCCGCCUACUGGAACCACAGUGCAUACUGGAUUCCUCACCGCAUGGAACUCUGUAGCGUCUGGCGUGAUAUCGGUUGUUAAAGGCCAGCUUGCAGCACACCCAGGCUAUACUAUCGUGACUACCGGACACUCACUGGGUGGUGCACUAUCGUCUCUGGCCGCAGUGAGUAUGAAGUCGAACUUCCCGAACAACGCCGUGAGGAUGUACACCUAUGGGCAGCCACGCACGGGCAAUCCGGCUUACGCGUACUACGUCAAUGACCUGUUCGGCUCGAACGCAUAUCGAUUCGUCCACACUGAUGAUGGCGUGCCAACAAUGAUACCGCAGGAUGUAGGCUAUAGGCAUCAUGGGAUCGAAUACUGGCAAAACCCAGAACCAUCGUCAGCUGCUAACACCAAGGAGUGUGCGGCGGACGGGGAAGACCCGACCUGCUCGGAUUCCAUCCCUUCGACGGGCAUCAACGCGGCGCACGUCUCGUAUUUCGAUGUGUUGGCUUCCACGCCCUAUUGCACGUAA